This is a messenger RNA of Trichoderma breve, 387 nucleotides long. RefSeq lists its product as uncharacterized. The transcript has a single exon. The record is from RefSeq and is a predicted model, not a curated record. Lineage: Eukaryota; Fungi; Ascomycota; Sordariomycetes; Hypocreales; Hypocreaceae. The coding region runs from base 1 to 387 and encodes 128 amino acids.
AUGCCGGCAAUGAACGAUUGGCUCCGCGACGACCUCUUCGGCAAAGAGCACGACCUCUGCACCGCAAUCACCUCCGCCAACCCGGCCCCCGCCGUGCUCAAGCUGUGCGCCCCCGACGCCGCCCUCAUGUUCCCCAAGAUGGACAUCAUCACGCCCGAGGACGAGGACGACUUCAAGGACGCCAUGAAGGCCCCCUUCCACCGCUUCGAUGACUACGAGAUCGAGGACAUGAAAGCCCACUUCAUUGGCCUCAUGGGCGGCGUCGUCACGUACAAGAUUAAAGCCACCAGGGGCAAGGAGAAGUACAAUGCCACCGCCUCGUCGACUUGGAACCAGGGCGCCGAUGGAGAGUGGCUGCUUGUUUCGCAUUCUGAGACGUUGAUGUAA